Messenger RNA from Capronia coronata CBS 617.96, 1512 nucleotides. RefSeq lists its product as uncharacterized. Gene Ontology annotation, molecular function: protein heterodimerization activity; chromatin binding. The transcript has a single exon. Gene Ontology annotation, biological process: resolution of meiotic recombination intermediates; replication fork processing. The coding region runs from base 1 to 1512 and encodes 503 amino acids. The record is from RefSeq and is a predicted model, not a curated record. NCBI's taxonomy places the organism in Eukaryota, Fungi, Ascomycota, Eurotiomycetes, Chaetothyriales, Herpotrichiellaceae. Gene Ontology annotation, cellular component: Fanconi anaemia nuclear complex; FANCM-MHF complex.
AUGUCGUCUCGAAAGCGACCCCUGUCGGAACUGCGCAACGCUCAAACACCCACCAGAUAUGCGCCGUCUACACCACACGCGAUCCACGCGCUCCAACAGCGCAGCGGUGCGCUAACACGAUCUGUCCGACGACGGCCCAGGGCGCUCAGUGACUCCGUGCGACCAGACUCUGCAAGAGGGAUUCUGCGGCGACUUGCGAAACUCACCGCUCCUGCGACAAAGAAGACAAUACCGACUCCUGCCGGCGCAGCCCGGGGAAAGGAGAAUCAGACGCCACACACUGCUCCUGACGUGAACAGCGAUGAUGAGACAGACUUCUCAAAGCGACCACGGCUGGGGCUCGAUAUUGACGACAGUCUAGAUGAUGUCGAACCGCCGAUUGCUGCAGAGGAGGUGGAGGACGAUGAUAGCGAGUUGCCCACGGCUCCUACGCCUUCUAUUCUACCAGAGGAAUACGAGCAAGGCCGAAGACAAGAUCCGAAUAUCACCUUCCAAUCAAUUGAUUUUGCACGAGAUGCUGGGCGCACUUCCGCAAUCACGGACAGAAGACAGUCUAGACUCUCGCGCUUCGGCUCCGGUGACCAGGAAGACAACGAGACCGACGACGAUCCAACGAUCCUGACCGAGCUGGGACGACGAGCCAUCAGCGAGGAGCCGACAGGGCGUCUAUCGCGCUACAGUUUUGGAAGCAUUCGGAUGAGCGACUUUGGCUCGGAGCUCGAGAUCAGGAGACAAUCUAAUCAGCGUGAGCAGACGAAGACACUUAGGUUGCAGGAUGAAUAUAGUGGAAUUGGACUCGACUAUGAGCCCUUGGAUUUGGGAGGAGAGACUGAACACCUGGGAAACCUUGGCCGACGGUCCCCUUCUCCGCCACCAGCCGAAGAGAGUACUAUGAACAUACAACCUCUGGAGGAAAGCUUCCAGUUGGAAAUUCAGGGUAGAGAAGCGGUCUCAAGCCAUGCUCAGACUGCGCGUGCAGAAGAGUUUCUCGAAGUUCCAACAGCACUGGAGGAUUCCCGGAUCGUGACGCAGAGCUCUCCAGCAGCUGCACCAUCUACGGGAGCAGGCUCGCCGGGGCAGAUCUCGAUCAUGGAUGAAGUUGCACCUGCUGCGCCAUUAUCACGGCCUCGCCGCAAGAAAGUUAAAUUGACGCGGCACGGUGAGAUGGUGCCUUCCUUGCCCUCCAGCCUCAUCAAACGGAUUGCAAUCGACGCUCAUGCCAGACUUGGCCUCCGCAAACCAAGGCUCGGGCGGGACCAGAUGCAAGCUCUCGAGCAAGCAACCGAGUGGUAUUUCGAGCAAGUCGGAGAAGACCUUGCAGCGUAUUCCGAUCACGGUCGGCGAAGGAGGCGUGUUGACCGCAAGGACGUCCUCAUGCUGAUGCGACGACAACGGGUGCUUCAGGGUGACGGGGAGCUUGAGAAGGCCGCUCGGGACCUGCUUCCAGAAGAGGCUGCUCAAGCAGUGAUCCCCGAAACCGCCGUGACCGAGCUUGACGACACAGUGGAGUGA